Theobroma cacao (cacao) is the source of this 972-nucleotide messenger RNA. It is a transcript of the gene HP6, whose product is annotated as histidine phosphotransfer protein 6. NCBI's taxonomy places the organism in Eukaryota, Viridiplantae, Streptophyta, Magnoliopsida, Malvales, Malvaceae. Gene Ontology annotation, cellular component: nucleus; cytoplasm. Gene Ontology annotation, molecular function: protein histidine kinase binding; histidine phosphotransfer kinase activity. The record is from RefSeq and is a predicted model, not a curated record. Gene Ontology annotation, biological process: phosphorylation; cytokinin-activated signaling pathway; phosphorelay signal transduction system.
GUGAGCUUCCCGCUAGAAAGCAAAAGAACACAAAACCCUAAACCCUGGAAAGAGUGAAACCCAAGAAAACGAAAACAAAGAAGAAUUCUCCAUUAACUUGUACAAGUCAUAAGAGACUUGGAAAUCCUUUUGUUGAAUUUCAGCCAUUGUUUGUGCAGAUUGAACAACCGACUAGCCAAGACGGGUCUGCCUGUGUGGAUGUUGGGGUUGGGUGCGGAUCGGUUGCGAGCAGACAUGAAUCGUUUGCUCGCAUUCCUCUUCCACCAGGGGAUACUGGACGAGCAAUACUUGCAACUUCAACAACUUCAAGAUGAGAGCUCUCCAAACUUUGUUUCUGAAGUUGUCAACAUCUACUUCCAUGAGUCCGAGAAGCUUUUGAGGAACCUCAGAUCAUUACUGAUGGAUAGAGAGUUCUCGGACUACAAGAAAAUGGGAAUCCAUUUGAAUCAGUUCAUGGGAAGCAGCUCUAGCAUUGGUGCCAAAAGAGUCAGAAACGUUUGCGUUGCCUUUCGCGCCGCUUCUGAGCAGAACAACCGUGCAGGGUGCCUGAGAGCUUUGGAGCUCUUAGAACAUGAGUAUUGUUUCCUCAAGAAUAAAUUGCAUGAACUUUUUCAGAUAGAGCAGCAGAGAGUACUAGCAGUCGGAGUUAGAUACCCAAUGCAGAACUAAAGCAAACAAAAUUAAUGCCAUAACAUGGGGUGGAGUUCUUGGGCACCUUUCUUGUUUCAGUUUUUUGCUAAAAACCAAGCAAAACCCAGGGCAGGACAUUGUACUAUUUGUAGAGAAAAAAUGGAAAAGAGGUUGUUGCCACUGCAACCUGUGGUGCCUUUAAUGUAGAGUCAUUCAUUCUUUCCAUUUUAGAGUGUGCUGCUUCGGUUGUAACUUUUGAAUGCAAUGAACUGUAGUGGAAAGUUGGCAGCUGAUAUUCUGAUAUCUAGUUUGAAAAAAAUCUCUCUCAGCUUUAAUGGUCAA